Messenger RNA from Mercenaria mercenaria, 1947 nucleotides. RefSeq lists its product as uncharacterized. The record is from RefSeq and is a predicted model, not a curated record. Lineage: Eukaryota; Metazoa; Mollusca; Bivalvia; Venerida; Veneridae. The coding region runs from base 79 to 1413 and encodes 444 amino acids. The transcript has a single exon.
AGUAGGUGCAACGAAAGGAGAAGUUGGAUUAUCGUCUGAAAUAAAGCAAAUAAUGCUGUUGCAUGAAAAGGUGUAACAAUGAUGGUCAAUAGUUUCUUUCUUGUGUUCGUAUGUGGAUUGCUUUGGAUCAGUGUUUCUGACGGACAAGGUCAUGACCAAAGAUUGAAGACUCUUGCAAACGAUUUCAGAAAUAUUAUCGCGCAAAACAGUAUCAGAAAACAAUAUGCUGUACUGUAUCUCUCGAAACCUGCUGCCACGAGUGGUCAGGUGUAUUAUGAGCCGACACCGCCACAUGUGGCACCUGCGUUUGUGUACCCUGACAUCACCGGCGAUAUGAUCACAAACAACGCUGAUUACCCGUACACAUACAGCGCACUCACUCCAGACUACAACGCUGCACGCUUCGGAAAAGUUUUACACAAAGCCACAACAAUUCACACAGAAGAUAUAGCGCUUAAGUUGGUCUUUCCUCACAUGGAGAAGUGGUUUAAUUCUAAAUACAAUGCUAAUGUUAUAUCUGUUUACCUGUACUCGUACUACCUACCAUGUCCAGACUGCACAAACAUUAUCCAGACAUUUCUUACGAGUCAUCCAACUAUAGGUUUGUACAUUGGAUUUUCGCAGUUGUACGGCGGCAACAACGAAGGUAGUGACCCGGCAAAAAGACAACAGACCAAGCAGCGGAAGCAGAAUUUAUCAAUAAUGUUGAACAAUCAUCAUGGCCGUCUGUUUGACCUUGGAAGUUUUAAGCCUUCACCUGUUGGGAAAAGAGAAACCAGUGAGGGUUGUUUUGUAUCGGAUGCGAACGGAGAGCUCUUCUUGACCUUGAACUUUACAAAUGGUGAGGUACUAGCAUUUUUCACCAGAAAGUUAAAUGGAACAAUCGUGCUUGCAGACAAAGAUGACAACGAUAUUGCAUCAAGAACAGUGCUUGCAGAUGAAUCCGAAAUAAUAUCGUUUGGAAAAUAUAUGAAUGAAGGUUUCAAUGCUAAAUUUUACGAUGGGCUUGACGGACUUAAAAUGCAGACAGAGCCAUGGAACCAGUGCGGUGUCGAUAUGGAAGUCAUGAAAGAACUUCCAGCUCACUACUCGGAAGUUCGCAUUUGGCUUCAGAUACAGGACGGGUCUCCGUUUGUAUGCCUCAGUGGCCGGAAGUUUUCGCAUAUGAAGUUUGACAGAGUACAAUUGGAGGGAAAGAGUGAAAAGGGACUGACUACUCUUUCAAACAGUGUGUUGGUUAAUCAGUUUAAAGAGCACAAGAUAGGGUCCGAAGAAAGAUGCUACAAGUUUCCACGUCUGAAUAAGGACUUUUCAGAAGGGUUUCGGGCAAAGUACAUAACCUGCGCUUCCUACACUAACUGUACAUACGGAGAGCUCUACGACAAUGUGACGCCAUACUGGACACCAUGGUAAGGAUACCAUGGCAUGAACCUUGUUUUUAGUUAGGAGCGGCAGACGUUACACUUUGUUUUCUCUUAAAGGAAUGUUACUUUGAUUUAGUUUUAUCUUUUAUGUUACAUUAUGUUAAGCAGACAAUAUAUACACAAGGAGAUAGAGAGAGAGAGAGAGAGAGAGAGAGAGAGAGAGAGAGAGAGAGAGGGUGAAUGUAAUGUUUCAGUUAGUUUUACCAUUUAUGUUACACUAUGUUAAGCAGAAAAUGAUAGAGAGAGAGGGGGAAUGAUAUAAUGAUAUAAAGAUAAAUUACAUAAUUCUUGCUUCCGGUGUAGUACUGAAUUACUUGAUAUAUUUAUUAUGUAAGACUGAAACAACCCGAAACUUAUUUUUUUCAACAAUUACAAUUCAUAAAGUUUCAAAUUUACUAUGUCGCAUUUUUGGACAAUUCGAAGCAAUCUAACGACUUUAAUUGACUAGUUUCAGAAUAAAUAUGUUAAAUAAUAAUUAACGUGAAAAAUGGCUUAUUUAGGAAAUAAAAUUCUACAUGCAAUU